Messenger RNA from Aphidius gifuensis, 3369 nucleotides. RefSeq names its product zinc finger protein DZIP1 (gene DZIP1). Bases 265 to 3132 code for a protein of 955 amino acids. The transcript has 4 exons. Gene Ontology annotation, biological process: cilium assembly. Lineage: Eukaryota; Metazoa; Arthropoda; Insecta; Hymenoptera; Braconidae. Gene Ontology annotation, cellular component: ciliary basal body; cytoplasm. The record is from RefSeq and is a predicted model, not a curated record.
AUUAGAGAAAUAAUAAUAAUAAUAAUUGCAAAAUAUUAACUACGGUUUUUGCCGAAAGGUGACAUUGACGUCGAGAGAGAGAGGAGAGACAAGAGAGAGAGAGAAUAUGAAUAAUGACAAUAAACAGGAAAAAAAAAAAUCAAUAAUAACAUCAACUUAAAUGGAUUAAUGAAUUAGCUGAUACUGAUAAUGAAUAAAUUGAUAAAAAAAAUACACAUUUUAAUUCAAUAAUAAAUUUUAAAAUGUCAAAAUAAUAAUGAGGUUAUGUUGAUCAAAAUAAACAAACAGACGCGUUGUUUUAAUAAAUAUAAAAUUGAUAAAAAUAAUAGAAUGGCAUUUUCAUUGAGAGCUGGAACAAAUUGGUGUCAUGAUUUUCCAAAAUUGGCAAGAGAAUCUGGAUUUUAUUUUAAUAUGCAUCGAACGAAAGUUCGUGUUGAUUGGAAUCGGAUAAGUACAAUUGACAUUGACAGUGUAAUUAGAGAUCGUGAUUUUUUGACAAUUGAUGAAAAUGUUAAUAACGUCGUUGAUUAUUCACUUGAAAAUGAGUAUGAUGUUAAAAUAUUAGAUCCAAAUUUUGUCAAACUUUUUAGACUUUCACAAUUAGCUGUUGAAUAUUUACUCUAUUGUAAACAAUAUUUAGAUCAUUCAGUUAUUAUUUUAAAAGAUGAGCUACGUUUAAAACUAGAAGAAAAUGGAAAAUUAAAAAAAGACUUGUUAACAGCUGAAGAAAAUAUUCAAGAGCUAAAAGAUAAAUUUAAGGAUAAACAAAAAUAUAUUGAAGCUAAAUUUAGUGAUUCACAUGGUGAAAUUCACAAGUGUCCACAAUGUCCAAAAACUUUUAUAUCAUCUGUUUUUAUGAACUCUCAUUUAACUCGUCGUCAUUCAAACGUAACAAUUUCAUCACCAGAACACGAAAAAUAUCGUGCAGAAGCUGAAAAACUUAACAAUGAAAUAAAAAAUUUAAAAGAACGUUUAAAUGAAACAGAAAGAUUAAUACGUAAUGAUACAAUUAAAAAAUUUGAUAAUGAUUUAUCAAAUGAUAUAAAAAAUUCAUUGUCAAUUGACAGAUCAAUUUAUCAAGAAAAAAAAAUUGAAGAUGAACAUCGUAGAUAUCGUGAAGAGAUAAGUAAUUUAAAGAGUAUGUUAUUCAAUGAAUUACGUAAUUUAAAAAGUAAUGAUAACGAUAAAAAAUUAUUAGAAAAUGAUGAUACAUUUGGUAACACAUGGAAAGAACAAAUUCGUCAACAAGAAAAUGAAAUUAAAAUAUUAAAAGAUAAUAUACAAAUACGUACAAAUCAAGAUAUUGAAAAUAUAAAAUUAAAAUUAAAUUCACAAGAAGAAUUUUGGCUAACGAAAAUUAAUGAUAUUAAUAAACAACAUAAAUUUGAUAUUGAUAAAUUAUAUAAACAAUUAAAAAUUAAUGAACAAUCAUGGGAUUAUAUGAAAAAUGAUUAUUUAAAAAAAAUUAAUGAUUUAGAAGAAAUGUAUAAAGCUGAAUUAUCAAAAAAUAAUAAUAUUGAUAGUAAAAAUAGUCAUGAUCAUGAUAUAAAUAAUCCAUUGAACCCGGAAAAAGUUUUAUCAAUAACAGAUAAAAAACGUUCGAUUAUUAUUGACCCAAUUGAAACAGAAAAUCCUAGAGAUUCAUUCAUUCAAAGAAGAGAUAAAAAAUUAUCAUUGAAUGCAAUUGAAAUUGAUGAUAAUCAUCAAGAUAAAAAAUCACCAAGCGUUGAAGUUAAGUAUGAUCAAUGGCAGGAUCAGACAGAGAUAAUUUUAAGUGAAAAAACACGGAUACCUGAGCCAGUGCAACAGGUAUUUGUAAAAAAAUCAAUGAGUUCAGAUAAAACUACAUCAUUAAUGACAAAAAAAUUUGAAGAAUCUUUGAGUGAUUCUGAUGACAGUGAUACACAGUCAGAGACAAUGACGACAUCAAAAGUAUCAAGUGAUGAAUCAGAUGAAACGAGUGAAUCACUUGAUGACAAUGAUGAUAAUGAUGAAGAUAAAAACAAUAAACCAGUAGCACAAAAAAAUAGAGAACAAUUAAAAUUAGAAACAAAAGAUAAUGUUGAACAAAAAUUACGUGAUCUUGGUGUUGAUCCAGAUUGGCAAGGUUUACCAUACAAAACAUACUGUCAGCUAUCAAAAAUAAUAAAACAUCAUCGUAAUAUUAACAAGAAAAAAUAUACAAAUUUUGAUGAUAUUCGAAAUGAAAUAAUAAAUAAUGUUAAUAAAAAAAUUAUAAAUAAUGUUGAUGAUGAUGAUGUUGAUGAUAAAACAAGUAAUAAAAAAUUACAGUUAAAUAAAUUGUUGAAAAAUGUUAAAACAAAAGCAUUUCGUGCAUUUAAUAUUAAUGAUAAUUCAACAAAUAAUACAAUUAAACAAAAAAGAAUAAUUGUUAAUAAGCACAAUAUUGAUAUACUUCCUAAAAAAAUUAAAUCACCAAUUGUAUCAUCACCAGAAUUAUCAACAAAACCAAGAUACACAUCAAGUCCAUGUAAAAAAAAUUAUAAAACAGUUGAAUCAUCAGUUGAUGUUAAACAAUUUUCUCAUUCAUAUGAAAGUAUAAAAGAUUAUUUAAAAGAUCCAAUGGAAAAUAAAUUUUUUAAUACACAAAAUAUAAAUGAAAUAAAAUUAUCAAAAGAUGGUUUAUCAAGUUUACCAGCAUCACCAAAAAAUAAUAGAAGUGUUUUAAAAACAACAACUGGAUCUGUUGGAAGUUUAGUCAAAAAAAAAGUUGAAUUUAUUCUUGAUGAUGAAAAAACAAUGUAUGAUUCAAGUGAAAAUGAAUUUCAUAUAUCAAGUAUAUCAGAAGAAAAAUCAGAUGAUGUAAAAGCAAUUGAUUCGAAAAAAAAUAAUGAUAUAAUAUUAAAAACAACACAAAGUGAUAAAAUAUAUGAAAUUGCUAAAAAAUUAGAAACACAAUUAAACACAACGAGACAAAAACCAGUUGGUGCUGUUGAAGCAAUGUUUAUGAAGAAAUUACAUUUUACAAAUGAUGAUUUAUCAAUUAAUGAUCAAAAUGAUCAUUAUCCAAUGCCAGCACCAAGACUAUCAAUAUCAAGUAUUAAUCAAUCUGAAAAGAAUGAAAUGACAAAUUUAGAUUUAGAUAUUGAAGAGCUACUUGCAAUGGAGUAAUUUAAUUUAUUUAUUUACCUGAAUGUGUGUAACGAUGCCUAAGACUAGACAAUAAGUUAAUUAAUUUAAAAAAGUUAAUCAGUUUUUAUAAAAUGAUAAUCAUCAGUAUCAAAAAAACCAAAAAGUUAAUUUUAUUUAUCAACUAAACAAUAGCUUAGUUAUAUUAAAGAAAAAAAAAACAUAAUUUAUAUUUAAUUUUUUGAAACAAUAAAUAAUAAUUUUAUAAUUAUAAAUAAA